CUGUUCACCCUUGUCGUUAUACUACUAAUAGCCGUCCUUAAUCCUUUGAUGGCCGUGAGGCCUCCUCUGCAAUUCACCGCAUCCUCAAUCAACACCAUCAAAUUACCUUUCUACCAAUCCCGAUUCCCCGUCGUAUUCCUCCGUUGCUUCGCUUCCGCCGGCGUUCUACCGCUGCAACACAACAACCACACCCACAAACACAAUAAACAUAGAUAUUCUCAUCAACAAACCCUAGUUCACCCGCCUAUUUCAUCACUAUCUUCAUCCUACAGCACCAAACCUGCGUCAUCUCUGCAAGAAAAACUGGCGCAGAAAAUCGGUAAAGCUUCUCGCCAUCCCGGCGCCUCGUCCAAGGCGAGGGUUUAUACCGACGUUAAUGUUGUUCGUCCCAAGGAGUAUUGGGAUUACGAGUCUCUUGCUGUUCAAUGGGGCGAACAAGAUGAUUAUGAGGUCGUCCGGAAGGUUGGAAGAGGAAAAUACAGCGAGGUUUUUGAGGGAUUGCAUUCUGUAAAUGACGAAAAAUGCAUCAUCAAGAUACUUAAACCCGUAAAAAAGAAAAAGAUCAAGAGGGAGAUCAAAAUCUUACAAAAUCUAUGUGGAGGACCAAAUAUCAUAAAGUUACUGGAUAUUGUUAGAGAUCAACAAUCAAAGACACCAAGUCUUGUAUUUGAAUAUGUGAACAACACUGAUUUCAAAGUGCUUUAUCCAACACUUUCUGAUUUUGAUAUUCGCUAUUACAUCUUUGAGCUUCUAAAGGCAUUAGAAUAUUGUCAUUCUCAAGGAAUCAUGCAUCGUGAUGUGAAGCCUCACAAUGUGAUGAUUGAUCAUGAACAACGCAAGCUUCGCCUUAUUGAUUGGGGUCUUGCUGAGUUUUAUCAUCCUGGGACUGAGUACAAUGUCCGUGUAGCUUCUAGAUAUUUCAAAGGUCCAGAACUCCUUGUUGAUUUGCAAGAUUAUGAUUACUCUUUGGAUUUGUGGAGCCUUGGCUGCAUGUUUGCUGGCAUGAUAUUCCGAAAGGAACCAUUUUUUUAUGGGCAUGAUAAUCAUGAUCAGCUAGUCAAAAUUGCCAAGGUGUUAGGUACUGAUGAGUUAAAUACUUAUCUACAAAAGUAUCGUAUAGAGCUAGACCCAAAUCUUAGUGAGCUUGUUGGAAGGCAUAACAGGAAACCAUGGUCAAAGUUUAUUAAUGCUGAUAAUCAACAUUUAGCUGUGCCUGAGGCGAUUGAUUUCCUUGAUAAGUUGCUUCGGUAUGAUCAUCAAGAAAGACCAACUGCUAAAGAAGCAAUGGCGCACCCGUACUUUUACCCUGUAAGAAAUGCAGAGAGCAGCCGAACAACUCGGGCAUGAUUGUUUUUUUUUUUUUUGGAAGCAUGAAUCUUUGAAUAUGGAAUUUGUAUAUUUCUUAUUGAUGUUGUUUGUUUGUUUGUUUGUUUGUUGUUUUGGGAAUUUAGAUUUACUUAUUUUUUUGGAAUGCA
Lactuca virosa is the source of this 1475-nucleotide messenger RNA. The record is from the annotation of a GenBank genome assembly. Lineage: Eukaryota; Viridiplantae; Streptophyta; Magnoliopsida; Asterales; Asteraceae.